Ostreococcus tauri is the source of this 1149-nucleotide messenger RNA. RefSeq names its product unnamed product. The transcript has a single exon. Bases 1 to 1149 code for a protein of 382 amino acids. The record is from RefSeq and is a predicted model, not a curated record. NCBI's taxonomy places the organism in Eukaryota, Viridiplantae, Chlorophyta, Mamiellophyceae, Mamiellales, Bathycoccaceae.
AUGCGUUCGAUGUUAAUCAAAGCGCGACGACGUGCAGGACGGCGCGAACUCGCGAGGCUCAUCUUCGUAUCGUUUUCUUCCUGGCUCCUUUUCCGCUUUAGCCUAUGGUUCAGUGCGGUACGUGAUGACUUGCCGAGUGACAUAAAUCGACAGGCUACCGUUUUGGGACCAUGCAUCGGGCCCGACGUCACUCACACUCACACUCACGCGGUCACCAACUGGAUAAAUCAAGACGAGAUUCAAUUUGCCACGUUCGCGUUUACUAGAAACGCGGGCGACAGAUGGGACACACGUAGCACACGGACGGCUCUACGGUUCAUGUACUCUUCUCUGGUGCGAUCGCAGUCGACGAUUCCGCGUUUGCACGUAUACACGGACGCGCCAGAUGUGGUGCCCGAGGAGACCACAUUUGGCGCAAAGACUCAAAUCGUCGUGCAUGCAUGCCACGCACACUCGUUUCCCGAGAAUCCGUACAGUAAAAUCGGUAAAUGGGCCGCUGUUUCACGAGCCAAACUUGACGCUGUCGAAGACUUACUGUUACAACACGGUGGGAGGAUCGUUUGGAUAGACCUAGACACUCUCGUGUUCGUCGACUUGACAAAAACGUUUCGGCAAAGUCCUUCCUGGGUCGUGGGGUAUCAGCGGGGGGUAAAAUGUCAGGAUUUGAAAGAUUGCAUACUGCUCGCGAGCUCGUGGGUGCGUCCAGAAUUUGACACUCUUGGUGAUCUCUGGUCGCUCGACCUUCAAACAAUCACAAAGGUGAGGGAUUUUGAAAAGAGGAGGAUCACUUCGAGUAGACGGAGACCACCAAAGUAUGAUCUGCAGACGUACUUUGGAUUAAUGCUAGAGGAAAAUACAUUACCGCAUAGCGGAUUGCUGCACCGAAUUCUUCACGAGUACAAUUUUGGCUUCUUCUGCUCGGGUUUCAGGCACCCAACGUCGCAGACUCUUAGACUGUCUGUCGACAAAAGGCACCUAGUUUGCCCCCUCAAAGCAGGUGUUGGCAUGGGUCAACGCGUUGGCACGAUCUCUUUUACCGCAAAGACAUUCAAAUUAAUGUUAUUGAACGAGGCACGCACGCAGUUUGACGCUGUGAUAGAUAGUAAUGCGCGUGAGUGGUUGGUUACGUGGUUUUAUGGUGACCCAUGA